This is a messenger RNA of Bradysia coprophila, 988 nucleotides long. RefSeq lists its product as uncharacterized. NCBI's taxonomy places the organism in Eukaryota, Metazoa, Arthropoda, Insecta, Diptera, Sciaridae. The record is from RefSeq and is a predicted model, not a curated record.
AACUGUUUGGAUUGAACGUUUUUUUUUUUAACUUGUCGAGUUUAGUCAUUUCCCAAUAUCGAUUGAGUUGAUAAGAAAAUUUAGAGACAAAAAAAAAUUGAGUUACCAUACGACGGAGGUGGCAUCACCGUGUAUAGAACGACAAAAUGAAUAUUCAUUGCAUGGACACAUGUGCAAUCCUAUUGCUUGCGGUUUCCCUGGCUACCGCACAACGCACCUGGAGUAGUAUGUUCGGUUACCAUCGUAAUGACGACUACAAUAUGCCAGCGGUUAUCGAGAUACCACUGCCGAAAGUUGUUCGAAUAUUCGACGAUGAUUACCCACAACCACAACGACGUUUCCAUUCAUAUGAUCCCUACGAUCAGCCCCCACCAGUCAUCUACUUACCAAGAGUUCAUGUCGUACCGGACGUUUAUGUCGACGAUUUACAUCCCUAUGCCCAUCGAUUUCAAGAACCUCCGUACUUGAGUCGUUUGUGGACUACGUUAUCCUACACGUACAAUACCAGACUGGUGCGAGUGAUUGACAAAGAUGAGACAAAGGAAACUGUUGCAGAUUCUGUUGGCAGUGCUAGUAACACAGUUGAGCAGCCAGCGACGAAGGGUACAACGAAAAAAGAAAAGAGCACAGAAAAAGCUGGCAGCGCUGAUAAGGGUAGUGUGAAAAAAGUGACAUCGAAACCUAAAGCAGAAGCAGUCACAAAGUCCGGUGAAAAGCCGGAUGACAAUAAAACGACAGGAUCCUCAACUAAAGUGGAAGGGACUAAAGUGUCUGAAAACAACGGAGAUGGUGUUGAAACUAAGCCGGUUGAGGAGGAAAUAAAAACCGAUGAUGCGACGAGUGAUUCUACUUCUGCACCAACAGAAAAUGGUGAUGGAUCAACUACUGAUGCAGUCGUACCUGCAGAUUAAACAAUAUCCUCAAUGGCCGGAUGACAAAAAACAUUUAAGAAACAAUUGAGUUGUGUUAGUAAAAGGUCAAUAAAAUC